AUGGAGCGGUUCGAGGGGUAUGUGUUCACCGCUCUUUGCAGCACCAACCUCCUGGUCUCCUGCCUCUUGCUCUCCACGGUCACCCGGGAGCAGAGGGAGCCCUACAUGGACGAAGUGUUCCACGUCCCGCAGGCCCAGAAGUACUGCCAGGGGCGGUUCAACGAGUGGGACCCCAUGAUCACCACGCUGCCCGGCCUGUACCUGGUGUCGGUGGGCGUCAUCAAGCCCCUGGUGUGGCUGGCAGGCCUCAGGGGGGGCGUGGUCUGCUCCACGGCCAUGCUGCGCUUCGUCAACCUGCUGUUCAACGGAGGGAACCUCUACCUGCUCUACCUGCUCACCUGCAAGCUGCACCUCCGGGAGAAGAGUAAGAGCGCGUCGCGCCGCGUCCUCUCCGCCCUCUCCCUGUCCACCUUCCCCGUCCUCUACUUCUUCAACUUCCUGUACUACACCGACGCCGGCUCCACCUUCUUCAUCCUGUUCGCCUACCUGAUGACGCUGUACGGCUGCCACAAGGCCUCCGCCCUGCUCGGCGUCUGCGCCGUGCUCUUCCGCCAGACCAACGUGGUGUGGGUGGCCUUCUGCGCCGGCACGCUAUUGGCCGGCCAGCUGGACGAGGCGUGGCGCACCGACGGCGCCAAGAAGAGGGACGAGCGGGCGUCGCCGGUGCCGCUCUCGCUGGCCGGCGCCCGGCGCGUGACCCGCUUCCUGCUGGACUUCCUGGUGUCCCCGCCCCGGGCGAAGGCGCUGCUGCUGGUGGCGUGGCCGUACGCGGCCGCCGGCGCCGGCUUCCUGGCGUUCGUGGCGCUGAACGGCGGCAUCGUGGUGGGCGACCGCUCGAGCCACGAGGCCUGCCUCAACGCCCCGCAGCUCUUCUACUUCCUGUCCUUCGCGCUCGUCUUCUCGCUGCCCGCCACCCUGUGCCGCCACCGCCUGCUGCGCUUCCUGCAGGCGCUGCGCCGCAAGCCCCUCCUCUUCCUGCUGCUGGCCGCCGCCGGGCUCCUGCUGGUCUGGAACUUCACCCACGUCCACAAGUACCUGCUGGCCGACAACCGCCACUACACCUUCUACGCGUGGCAGCGCGUGGUCCAGCGCCACCCUCUGGCGCGCUACCUGCUGGUGCCCGCCUACGUCUUCGCCGGCUGGCACUUCCUGGACGCGCUGCGCUCGCGCUCGCUCUUCUGGACGCUGGCGCUGCUGGUGUGCGUGCUGGCGGCCACCGUGCCCCAGCGGCUGCUGGAGUUCCGCUACUUCAUCGUGCCGUACCUCGUGUUCCGCCUGCACAUGCCGCUGCCCUCGCUGCCGCGCCUGCUGCUGGAGCUGGCCCUGCACGCCGCCGUCAACGCUGCCACGCUCUACCUCUUCCUCGCCCGCCCCUUCCUCUGGCCCGGCAGCGAGGACACGCAGAGGUUCAUGUGGUGAGGAGGUCCGCCCGCCCGCCCAACAGCCCGUCAGCCAAUCGGAGGCCUCCUCUGGUACCACCUGAGCCGGUCGGGACCAAUGGGGGGCCGGUGCAGAGCGGGAGAACUUUGCUGCGUUGGAGCGAGAGAGAGCAGUUAGCCGUCCCUCUUGAGGAGAUACAGAACUGGUUUCUUUUUCUGAAUGUAUGAUUCCUUCAAUUACGUUUUUUUUUUUAGAUCAUGAGAUCAUGUUUCCGUUUUUUUUUUUUUUUUUUUUACAAAUAGUCUUAGAGAGUCAUCAGCAGGGUGAGGGGACGCGAGUCAUCCCAGGUAACGUGAAGUUCACCGUGGUGGUGGGGAGGUCUGAGAACCUCGACGACGGUUCAACACUCGACAUGUUCUUCAGAGCCCAAGGCCUCUGAACCACGGGGCCGGCGGACCGCAGCGCCCUGUGGAGGUCAGCCUGCCACUCAGCCUCACAGGAGGAAGAGAUGGGGGAAGAGCAGGUCUGUCUGCAGCAGUGUCUACACCAGGCCCCCGGUUUGGAACACACACAUAUUGUGCGCGCAUUCCUCAAAGUGCAAAAGGAUGUCAUCUCUUUCCAAGAGCUUUCCCUUGUGCUCUCUCACACACACACACACGCGCGCACGCACGCACACGCACACGCGCACACGCCCCCCCCACCCCUACCUCUCGGAGUUAGUUUUUCUUUAUGAGGUUCGUCGUGGAUUAGCUUGUUUUCUUACCGGUGUUCUGAUGUCGCUUCCUGCUGUGUUGACGUCAUUAAAGGCUGAACCAGAGCCGUCAUGAGCCAACAUGAAUCCUUUGUUUCUGUGCUUUUCAGUGUCUAGAAAUCAGUCUCUAAAUUGUAACUUUCACAUGUUUUUGUUUACUGUGAUCAGUCAGUGUUUACUGUAUUAUCUGUAGAUUUUGUUGUGAAUUGUUUUGUUUUCUUUGAAAUUGGUGAGUAAAUAAUCCUUUUCUAAGAACCCUAGUUGAUCAUAGUUUUGAAAUGUUGGCAUCUCAACAAUUGAGAUUAGAUGUGCAGUGAACUGCUGAAGAAGCGGCACAUUUUCAUUCCGCACCCCCGUUGGUAAUUAAAUUACUUUGCGUUUGACGUAAUUUUCCAAUAGAAACGUAGUUUAUUUAGUUGUGAUUGUUCCCCUAAACCUGUCGACUUUUUGUCACGUCUGUCUUCAUGUAUGUGCUACAUCGCCUGUGAACACAUUAAAAGUUCUAGAAAACAAAAA
Messenger RNA from Gadus macrocephalus (Pacific cod), 2647 nucleotides. RefSeq names its product ALG10 alpha-1,2-mannosyltransferase (gene alg10). Gene Ontology annotation, biological process: protein N-linked glycosylation; dolichol-linked oligosaccharide biosynthetic process. NCBI's taxonomy places the organism in Eukaryota, Metazoa, Chordata, Actinopteri, Gadiformes, Gadidae. The transcript is spliced from 3 exons. Gene Ontology annotation, molecular function: dolichyl pyrophosphate Glc2Man9GlcNAc2 alpha-1,2-glucosyltransferase activity. The coding region runs from base 1 to 1419 and encodes 472 amino acids. Gene Ontology annotation, cellular component: endoplasmic reticulum. The record is from RefSeq and is a predicted model, not a curated record.